Messenger RNA from Hyposmocoma kahamanoa, 1551 nucleotides. RefSeq names its product dynein regulatory complex subunit 4-like. The coding region runs from base 166 to 1551 and encodes 461 amino acids. Gene Ontology annotation, cellular component: microtubule; Golgi apparatus; motile cilium. The record is from RefSeq and is a predicted model, not a curated record. Gene Ontology annotation, molecular function: microtubule binding; small GTPase binding. NCBI's taxonomy places the organism in Eukaryota, Metazoa, Arthropoda, Insecta, Lepidoptera, Cosmopterigidae. The transcript is spliced from 7 exons. Gene Ontology annotation, biological process: cell motility.
GCUUUAUCAAUACCAAGUUGAAAUAGAUGUUCAUAAAAAUCAAAAGUUUUUCUUAUUAAAGGCCUGUGUUUUCAUUUUUAAAUCUAAUGGAAACUUGUUACAAUACGUUUUGAUACGAAACGAAAUCAAUUUUUUUAGUUACUCGCACUAAUUAAAAGCAUAAACAUGCCGCCAAAGGAAGGAAAAGCUGUCAAAAAACCAUUGUCGAUUGUCAUCGAUGGCGUCGAUACUAUGGAGAUGACUCGAGAAAAACUUGAACAAUUUGCCACCAAAGUAAAAGAGGAACUAGACAAAGAGAGAGAAGAAAGGAAUUACUUUCAGCUUGAAAGAGACAAAAUAAGGACUUUCUGGGAGAUAACAAAAACGCAGAUUGAAGAAGCUAACGCUGAGCUAAAAAAUAAAGAAAGGGCUACUGAAGAAGCACAAGAACAAAAUGAAGCAUUAUUGCAAACAGAAAAGCAAAGAAUCAAAACUUUAAUAUAUGAACAGCAGUCAGCUGAAGCCACCUUAAAAGCUGAAAAUUUAGUAGCUUUAAAAGCCGCUGAAGAAGAACACGCCCAACAGGAGUUAAAUUUAUUAUGUGAUAAAAGGCACCUCAGAGAAGAAACGAAAGAGAAAGUUAUCGCAGCUCAAGAAGAGUUGAAAAGGGCUAAAGAGAAGCAAGCUCAAGAGCUAGCUCAAGCAAUAGAAGAAUUUGAUUUGAAAGCACAAGUAAUAGAAAAGAAAGCAGAAGAUAAGCUCAUUGAAACCAAAUAUGAAUUGAUAGUUAAACAUAGAACUGAACUUGCAGAAAUUGAAGAGCGAAAAAAUAAGCAAUUGUCAGAUUUGGUGGCUUAUCACGAAAGGGCAUAUACGGAUCUGAAAAGUUAUUACAACGAUAUCACUUUAAACAAUCUAGGUCUAAUUAGCAGUUUGAGGCAGCAAAUGGAAGAAAUGCAAAAUAUGAAAGAGCGAGCAGAAAAGAUUGCAAAAGAUGCAAAUCAAGAUACGAGGGGCCUAAGAGGACCUCUUGCUAUAGCCAUUGCAGAAAAUAAGGAACUUAAACGCCAGAUGUCUAAUUACGAUCGGGACAAAGCGUCUUUAGCAGCUAAAACAAAACAGCUGGAAUCACUUGUAAAACACUUCGAGGUUCUUACGUGGGAGUAUGAAAUUAUGCAACAGCGAUUUGACAAACUAGUGAGCGAGAGAAACGAGUUAAAGUCAAGAUUCUCUAAAGCUAUCCAAGAAGUUUAUCAGAAAGCAGCAAUGAAAACCGACAGUCUUGAAAAGAAAGUUAUGAAUUUGGAAUCAAAAAUUGGUGGACCUAGUGAACUUUCAGAAAUUCUAAAAUUGAAAGAUGAGCAAGUGGAAGAUCUUCGUUACGAAGCAGCACGUUUACGUAAAGCCCACGACGACCUUUUGGCUACUUACGAAGCAAAACUUGCCAAGCUCGGCGUACCUCGUGAAGAGCUUGGAUUCAAACCUCUACGUGCUGUUCCCGUGGCUGGUUUCAAUCCGGUUGUGGGUCAGGGUCCUGCAGGCUUAGUUACUAAACCAUCAAUAAAGAAAUAG